Molecule: messenger RNA, 3210 nt
Organism: Vicugna pacos (alpaca)
Lineage: Eukaryota; Metazoa; Chordata; Mammalia; Artiodactyla; Camelidae
Source: RefSeq, a predicted model, not a curated record
AGGGGUGUUUCUGGUAUGGAUGCUACUAGCCACGUCUUUCCUCAGUGUGCUGGCUGUCAUCCCCUGAUAGGGAGUGUCAGUGCUGUGGUGUCUGGUACCUGUGGUGGCAUAUGCUCCCCAGUUAUUGGAGUAGAAGCCCUGAGGUCAGGUUCUAUAAGGUUCUAUUGCCUUCAUUGCCUGCCCUGCCCCAAAGGAGGUGACCGCUGAAACAAGUGAGGCCCAUGUGGUCACAGCAAACCUGUGCGCCACCUGUGCAGGUGUCUGCAGUUCUGCUCAGAAUCAGCCCAAGAUCACAUCCAUUUCUCCCUUGUGUUCGUCCAGACCUAGUGCUAGACUACAGUGUGGAGUGGGCUGGUGCCAGGGGCUGGGGUCCUGUGGCUGCAGGAAUUGUGGUGGCUGUGCUGUCACCUGGGGCCUGGGCUGCCUCUGUGGGAGACCUCUUCGGGGACCUGUUUGUGCCAGCUUUGGCUCUCAGCUGCCAUGUGGGGUCAGGAGAGCUGGUGUACUCCCUCUGGGAAAUGAACCACUGUGUACUCCUCCCCAGGGGCUCUCCCCCCAAGACUCAGCACCCAGCCACUGUGUUUCUGUGACAUUACCCAUUGCAUGUGCUGACUAAGUCCACCAGGGUUGGACCCACCCCCUACUGUGUAAGCGGAGCCCUUUGUCACUGUGGUCAGCUCCAGACCCACUCCCCAGGCCCCCCGUGCUAUUGCUAUUGCGUGAAGGUAGAUUGAGUCCUCUCCCAGGGUCUGUCUGCCAUAGAUUCAGUGCUUAGCCACUGCACAUAUUUGUAUGCAUGCUUCAGAAGCUUACAAAUGCUGGGAAGUGUGGCAAGCCAACUGUCAGUCCCCCUUUGCCCUGAUUGUUAGCAAGCCAGCAUGCACACUCGUAAGUAGAGUCUGGGCUUCUGCAGCGCUGCUAGCUGUCCCAGUGGAUUUCCCAGCAGACAAGGGAUUUCUAGGAGGACUGUGUGGACCUUUUCUUUACAGACCCCUCCCAGGAGUGCCAGUCCUGUAUUGAUGCCUUUUUUUCUGUCCUACCUGGUUACGUGGAGAUCUUUCUUACAGCUGUACAGGAGAUCUUCUGCCAGUUUCCAGUUGGUUUUCUGUGAGAAUUGUUCCACAGGUAGAUGUAUUUUUGAUGUGUUUGUGGGAGGUGGUGAGCUCCACAUCCUCUUACUCUGCCAUCUCUUGAUCUGCCUCUAGACGUAACUCUUUCUUGAAGGAAAACCACGCUCUAAAGCCUAGGUAUGAAUAAGGGGGGAAGUGAACUUGGAAUGCACCAAAAUAGCAGCAGACUUCUCUCUAAAAUCUACUUCAGGGAAUUUCUGUCCCAUUCAGGGUAACAUAAUCACCCAGAACUCACGAGCUUUGUGCUCGGUAGGGCGGAGUAUGGUCUGCUUCCCAGCAACUUGGUGACACCGUUAGGCGCCUACUGAACCAGGUUCCGUGGCUGAUGGAGCAUGUCGCUCCGGCAUUGCUGGGGAAGUAGUCUGGAGUGCCCAGAAAACCCAGUGUUCUUUUCCUUGAUUCUAAGCCCUUGAUAUUCAAGUUAUAAGUGAUUGAAGAGACUGCCUGAGUAGUUCAGAGCUUCCUAGGAAAGACAUAAAUUUUAUCAAAUUUAUUGUGAGAAUCUUUGCUGUGGAGCCAUUCAUGUUCUUCCUUUUGGUUAUCUCAGCUGAGCUACAAUACUCAGGAAGUUACGGUUGUAAGGUUAAGUGCCCCUGUGGUCCUAUCCCAGGGACCGAAUCGACUGUGCUUUCCCUCACAUUCUUAUACCAGAUAAAUAAGAUUAAAGUGAGCAUCAGGGACAGCCUUGAAGAGAACAUCAGUGUGUUUUAAAUGAGCAAAUUGCAUUCAGAGAAAGAUGGAGGCAAUGUUGCAGUGUGGUUCAGGUUGGAGCAUGGGGCUGUAGGAGGACAGUGUCAUGCCCUGUAUCUUGGUGACUACAGAGGUGUAAGAGCUUCUAGUUUAGCAGUGAAGCAAAAGUCUUAACACAGGAUGAAGGCUGCCUCCUUGAGUCAUUUGCCAGUUGCCACUCAGAAGGGAAGUGUCUGCUUUGCCAGACACAGGCAUGGGUAAAGACCAGGGCUAGGGGCACACCACAGGCUGUACCAGAAACAGACAGUGCAGGAGCCCCAGCCUCAUCAGCAGAAUUAUCAUCUUUCUUCCGUGCAGGUGGCAGGGGCCAGGCUACUGGUCACCUCCAGGGUCUCUCAGAAAUCAGGAGACUUUGAAGUUCUCAGUCAAUGUGGAAAUGAAAUGUCUAAACAGUUACAAAAAUGUUGGUACAUUUUUAAUAUUUACAUUUAACAAAUUAUUGCCUUUAGAGCACACCAGAAAAAAAACGUAAAAAUAGUAAUUAUGGAAUUUAUGAAAACUGUUAAGUCCUGGUGCACUAUGGAUGGUGUGGUCCCGAUAAUAGGAUACAAGUUUAAAGUGCUCCGAUGGGGAUUGUCCUCUUUUGGUCCUUUCAGUGCAAUCCCAGACCUAAUAUUCAUGCUUACACUUGAGACCCUUCACGACCGGGAAGCCCAGGCAAGACGGCUCCCUGAGCGCCCCGUGAAGGGUGCUGUUUACCUCUCUCACGUGUUCCUAACUGGAAAUCUGUCCUUAACCAUAUGCCUGUCACACCACCUGCUCCAACUUACCGUGAUGUUGUAAGGGAGGCAAAAAGACAAUUCGCAAGGAACCAAAAGGAUUUUAGAAUAGAAAAGCACAUAAUUAAUGAAGAAAUAAAACUCCUAAGACAGCGACAGGAAAGAAUUAACAAGGAGAUUCAUAGACUCCAAGCAAAGGCUACCAAGAAACCUAAUGAAGUUAAGAAUGACUUUGAGAAUUUCCUAUUUAAACUGCGUUCUGAAGCUCGAACUGAGAGAGAAUUUCUGGCAUCACUGUCAUCGUCAUCGACAACAACAGAAGACUGCACGUUGAGGAAGAAGAACGCCCAGAGGAGCCAGAAAUACACAGGACUUAGGAACAGAAGUUCUGCGGACCUGUCCACAAAGAGGAUGCUGGCUUCUGCAGGUCCGUCUCCAUUUUCCCUGCACUUUCAGAAGAAGCUGGUCUGACAACUGCACUCAGAAGUUACCAUCAGACAAAAAUGUGUGACUGAGAUGGAAACUGCUAUGUGAGCCACCACACAGUAAGAGGCUAUCUUAGCCACCAUCAACCAGGCAAGGUUUCAGACCUAAGCUCUGUACCAACGUGA